This is a messenger RNA of Lasiosphaeria miniovina, 312 nucleotides long. RefSeq lists its product as uncharacterized. The coding region runs from base 1 to 312 and encodes 103 amino acids. The record is from RefSeq and is a predicted model, not a curated record. The transcript has a single exon. Lineage: Eukaryota; Fungi; Ascomycota; Sordariomycetes; Sordariales; Lasiosphaeriaceae.
AUGGACCACGUGGCGAUUGCAGCCUGGAUUGCCACGGGCGUGAGGGCCUCGUUUAUUUUUGCUAUUGGCAAUUGCUGGUGGCAGAGGCGCGUGUGGAAGAAGAAGGACAAGAAGGCAGCCGAAGACUUGGAGAGGGCAGCGGGAGACUUGGAGGCCGCGCUGGCUGCUGGUGCGGCGUAUAGGGAGGAAGAGAUGCAGAUGAGAGGCCUAGCGGGUGGUGAGAACGAUCCGCGUGGCGUCGAAGUGGCCACGUAUAUCGAUAGGAAUGUGGUGCGUCGCGGCCCGAAUCGGUCCGACCCCCUUCCCGAGUAG